AUGGCUGCGGCUGCAGUAGUGCCACGCUUCCGGCUGGAAAAGCGGGAAGUUGGCCAAAUCAAAAGAAGCAAAGCGUUCCAGACCGUGCUGCAAAAGGAAGGCAACGUCACGAAGAGCUCUUACGGGACUGUGCUGAAAGGCCUCAUGCCCUAUGGCCGCUUCUGCGCUCUGAAGAUCUUCAAGGGCAGCAAAGCUAUGAUCUCCUUGAAGCAAGAGGUUCUGAUUUUCAAUCAAAUCAAAGACAAGCUUCAAGAAGGAAUGCGGCAACUCUUUCCUUCCUUGUUAGAAGUCGAAUGCAAACCGCAGCCGUUCCCCUACUUGGCUUUGGAGUUUGCUGGGUCAAGCGUGUCCCAAGUGCUCAUCCAAAAUGGUGCUUUCACUGGAAGUGCAAUGCAGCGCCUAGCCACGCAGCUUAGAUCUGCCCUGCAAGCUUUGCACAGCAUCCGCAUACUUCAUUUGGAUCUCAAACCGGCCAACAUUCUGUGGGUCCAGGAGACUUCAUGCAUGAAACUAGCGGAUUUUGGAAUGCCUGAGAUGAUGGGGAUUGAAGCUGCCUCGAUAAGGUUCGAUGGAUAUGUUAGUGCGCCCUAUAGACCACCUGAGCUGUGGAACACAUCUUCCGUAGACAUUUGCAAGCAUCUGCGCCCAUGUGUCGACAUUUGGUCAUUUGGCUGCGUGCUUUUUGAGUGUGCUACAGCAUCCCCUCUUAUGGCACCUCUUCCUCCAGCUCGCAGCUGCAAUCAUACUGUGAAUGCAUGGUGCCGCUCAUGGGACAGCUUGCGCCAAGCACGGAUGAUGACAGAGCCAGCUGCUCGAAGAUUGCAGGCUCGUAUGUUGAGGUGGGUCUUCAAAGGUAGCAGCUGCAGCGGCGGCAACAAACUCAUGCGUGGAAGGGCAAGAACCGAAAAGAGCGUCUUCUACUCGUUGCUGUGGAUGGCGGAUGUCUUCGCGCCGCACUCGCUUGGGAAAACCUCUUCUGUGAUUGUUUCUGACGUGGCAGCGCCCUUGUCCACAUGGGUUCACUUGGCCGUGCAACGAAGUGGCCAAGAUUUGGAAUUCUUCAUGGACGGAAAACUUGGUGGCAGGGCAGCUGUUCCGGCAGAGCUAACGGAUGAAGUGCUUUCCCAAAGUCGCAUCACGUUGGGUGGCUCGGUGGAUGGAGACCCACAUCGCAAACUCAAGGGCAUGGUGAGCAACAUGCGCCUUACAAGUGAUGCUCUCUACAACAAGUCUAAGCAGUUUGACAUUGAUCCCAAUCUUGACCAGCUGUUGAAGACACGAUUUCUCCUCAAGAGCCAUUUCAUGGAUGCAGUUUCAGGGCGGAGGAUGAGGAAAAGUGGAAAUGUCACCACCAGGUAUGAUGCGGAGAUUCUCAUGGAUACGUGGAAAGCAGAGGGCCUCAUCGACGACGAUCACAACUUCACGCCUCCAAUGAACAUGACGAGGGUAGAAGUGCUGCGUCGUUUGUUUCCUUUCGAAGAUCCCAUCUUUAAGACGGAAUUCUUGGGAGCUUUCUGCGCCAGGGUGGUUCUGCAGAUUCUCAAGGAGAUCACAACUAUCGAGGACCGGUUGAUGGAUGCAGUUCCACUUUGUGAUGAAACGGCCACCAGCCCGCAGUGCUACAAGGCGGUCAGCUAUGCCUUCCGACAAGCUGUCAGCAUUGGCCGGUAUGGGGCGGAGUUACAGCCUCGAUGCGUGCAAACCGUGAAUGAAGACUUCCGCGGGGACUUCAGGUGCAGCGAGCGGCUUGAAGGUCUUUCCUGGGCUUUGGACGGCUUCGCUUCACAAGUUGCGAAGGCCCGUCGCAUUUGCCAUGACAAUGACUUGAGCAGUCCCCUGUUGGACUUAGGAGCCUGUGUCGGCGAGUCCUUAUCAGCCACUGGUUACAUGUUUUCGGCCGCUCUUCUCUUGGAAUCUGCCUUGGGCUUCGAUUGUCCAAAUCCAGAAUUUGAUGAGGAGAGGCCUCUGACCGAGGCGCUCCAACUCACUUGCGCGAGAGAUUCGACCGCCAUUUUUCGGACCACUUUCUUGGCAGGUUCAAAGUCAGUCAGGGCCGCAGGCCAUUGCGGCGGCACAGACACCUUCUGUGGUAGAAGCAUCCUUCGCAGUGCUGCUGCCCUCUCUGGGGUGGGAGAAACUGGAGUUUUCUUGCGAGUCUUUUGCCACGGAGCGACCCCUUGCUGCCAAAAGAAUCCUGACACCGACGAAAUCGAGUGCGAAUGUGAACCCAAGGAUAUCAUUGAGAACAAACGAGAUGACAAGGAUGAUCAGCAGCAAUGUGCCAGGUUCGGGGGUUCAACGGUGAAGCUCUUGGGCUCUGCUGCCCUGGCUGCAACUGAGGCAGAAGGCCAAUGCAAAUUCUCCAAGACAGCAGAAAGCACCUGCCAGACCACGGUGCCAGUAGCUAGGCUUGUCUUGCAACAGCAUACGGCAUACCAAGAUAGCGCAAGAUGGUUUUGGAGUGUAUGCGUGUUUUUCUGA
This is a messenger RNA of Cladocopium goreaui, 2481 nucleotides long. Lineage: Eukaryota; Dinophyceae; Suessiales; Symbiodiniaceae. The record is from the annotation of a GenBank genome assembly.